Molecule: messenger RNA, 1050 nt
Organism: Fraxinus pennsylvanica
Lineage: Eukaryota; Viridiplantae; Streptophyta; Magnoliopsida; Lamiales; Oleaceae
Source: the annotation of a GenBank genome assembly
AUGGAGGGGAUUGAAGAAGCAAAUUGUGCCGCUGUAGAGAGUUCUCAUAGAGUGCUUGGUCUUGUAUCAUAUCCCGAAGGUGAGCAUCAGUUAAGGAGUUUAGUUGAACAAACAGGGGAGGCAAUACACAAGUUUAAGAAAGUUGUUUCUCUUCUUAAUUCUAGUUGUGGUCAUGCUAGAGUCAGAACAUCGAAGAAAAUUCAAUCCCCUUUCACUCAAAACCUCUUUCUUGAAAACCCAAUCUGUCGAACAGAUGAUCAACCAAAACCCCUUCAUCUCCUUCAAACCAAUUCUGUCGAAAACCACCCAAUUCAAGAAAGGGGAUCCAAUGUCAAGAGUGAUCUCACAUUGGGGAACUAUUCUUUGGAAUUGAGCUCACACAGCAAAAAUCCUCUUCAACAAUCCCAGCAAUCAGCAAUUCAAAAUUAUCAUUUUCCCGAAGAGCAGCUGCAGUGUCAACAGCAAAGGUACCAACAGCGGUUGAAACAGCAGGCUGAACUGAUGUAUUGUCAUAGUAAUAGUGGCAUUAGUCUGAAUUUCGAUAGGUCUACCUGUACUCCUACCAUGUCGUCCACAAGGUCUUUUAUCUCUUCCUUGAGCAUAGAUGGAAGUGUUACUAAUUUGAACGGAAAUGCCUUCCAUUUUGUCGGGGCAGCUCGAUCUGCUGAUCAGAACUCAUACCAACAUAAGAGAAGGUGUUCUGGAAGGGGAGAGGAUGGAAGUGGGAAAUGUGGAAGUAGUGGUCGAUGCCACUGCUCAAAGAAGAGGAAGCAUCGGGUGAAAAGAUCAAUCAAAGUACCUGCCAUAAGCAACAAGUUAGCUGAUAUACCCCCUGACGAGUAUUCAUGGAGGAAGUAUGGACAGAAGCCCAUCAAAGGUUCUCCUCACCCAAGGGCACCGGCUAAGAUUGGUGCAUGCAGCGGCGUUAGCAAAACGUCGAUAGCGAGCAGGGAGAAGGAGAAGCCAAGAGUGAAGACUGUGAUUUUGGACUUUGGAACUGGGUUAAAAGGGCCUAACUCUCUCAACCCAAAACAAAUGGACCAAAGCUGA